Molecule: messenger RNA, 633 nt
Organism: Rhodofomes roseus
Lineage: Eukaryota; Fungi; Basidiomycota; Agaricomycetes; Polyporales; Fomitopsidaceae
Exons: 3
Coding region: 1-633 (210 amino acids)
Source: RefSeq, a predicted model, not a curated record
AUGACAAGCAAGAGUUGCGGCGACCGAGGAUGGAUAGUAUGCCAGGAGCUGGAAACUGCGAAGGCAUAUCACCUGUCGUCUCGCGUCGUCUCGCGCCACGUCCAAGUUAGCUCAAUACCACUACCGUCUCCACCCUUUGGCAUUCAUUCGUUUACUGGCUAUACUACCUACCUCUCAUGGACGGGCCACGCGGCCGUGGCCGUGGCCGUGGCCGUGGCCGUGGUCGCGGUGGUCGCACAGCACCAGCAGGACGUCCCACAUCAGGAAAGUGUGCAAUUUCUGAAGAGCGUGGCAUGUAGGCGGGUGUUCACCAACCAGCUCGAGCAGAUCGUCGAGAUCGUUGGCACGGGCAUUGGGCGCGUGAACACGACGCACCGGCAGCAGCACGAUCGCGCUGUGCAGAACGCGCAGCUCGCCGCUUUGCGCCACGAGGAGGAGGUACAUGUCCGGGAGCGCAUCUGCGCGGAGACGUGGCACGACGGACGCGUGGACUGCAUCACAGGGAACGGCGUGAUGAGCGAGUUGGGCGUGGGCGAUGAUGUAUUCGAUCACGACUCGGAGGAGGAGCUACACAUCGUCAGCGCUGUGUCGAGGGGCGAUGUUAUUGGGUCUGAUGCAUCUGACCAUCAGUAG